Gadus morhua (Atlantic cod) is the source of this 7742-nucleotide messenger RNA. RefSeq names its product syntaxin binding protein 5L (gene stxbp5l). Lineage: Eukaryota; Metazoa; Chordata; Actinopteri; Gadiformes; Gadidae. The record is from RefSeq and is a predicted model, not a curated record. Gene Ontology annotation, biological process: exocytosis; Golgi to plasma membrane transport. The coding region runs from base 887 to 4693 and encodes 1268 amino acids. Gene Ontology annotation, cellular component: plasma membrane; cytoplasm; SNARE complex. Gene Ontology annotation, molecular function: myosin II binding; GTPase activator activity; syntaxin binding. The transcript is spliced from 30 exons.
CACGCGCCGCGCCAGUCGCUCUCCACUGCAGCGAAGCGGCACAGAGAGAGAAAGAGAGAGGGAGAUAGAGAGAGGAGGACUUGCGCCUACUUUCAGAUGCCACAUCCCCUUUUACUAAGGACACCUUUUGGUUGAGUUCCAGUGCCAGUGGUGUCGCUGUGCGCAUCGAUGGGUGAUCCCGACUCAGUGGAGUCACACCGCGUCCCCCUGCAUCGUCUGGUCAGAGUCCUUCCCCGCCACCUCCUCGUCUCCUCCUCCGCGUCUCUGUCCGGCUGCGGCGGCUCAUCACUUCAUCGCUUCUCCGCUGCCUGUAGGAUUUGUUCCAAGUUCCGGACGUAGGACGGGCUAACUCUACUGUUUGGUUUCGUUAAAAAACGACUCUUUGUGGGCUGUGAGUGUGGUGGACCCGCAGAGGUUUCCGGCGGGUGUGCGUGCGUGAGGUGGGGUGGAUCCAGAGGCGCACCAGAGCAAUGAAGUUGAGCGGUUCCACGGAGCAGCGGUGCAUGUUGUGAUCGGCUCGUUAAUUCAGUGUAGCCUACUGCUUCAGUCUGCUGGUUGAUAGUUCGAGGCUGGUCGUCCGAGUAGAUCGCGAUUCCUUUGCCUACUUUUUGUUUAUUAACAACGAGCCCAAGAGAAAGAUGAAGACCCUUUAUGACUUUUCACAUUUGACUUAAGCAAGCGACGGAGAGACUUCUCGAAGCUGCACUACAGGAACCCUUCGACCCCCGUGCAGCCCACCUUGCCGACAACGAGUUGGCUAGUCUUCGAUAAUCGGUGUGUGAGUGUGGAGGGGGCGGGGAUUACCGAUCACAAACGGUAAUCAAACGACCGCAGAACACACACCACACACAUUUGAGGCUAGUGUUGGUCGUAACACGCGGAGACCAUGAAGAAGUUCCGUAAGGUCCUAGACGGCCUGACCACGUCGUCCCCCGGAGGCACUCUGGGCUCCCCUUCCUACAGCAGUGCGGCUGGGACCCCCACUGCGUCUACUCCCAGGGAGAUUGAUGUCCAGGAGACGCUGGUCUCGGAAAACUUUCAGCUAUGUAAGACGGUGCGCCACGGCUUCCCCUACCAGCCCACGGCGCUGGCCUUUGACCCCGUGCAGAAGAUCGUGGCCAUCGGAUCCCGAACCGGAGGCGUACGGAUACUGGGACGGCCUGGGGUCGACUGCUACUGUCACCAUGAGACCACAGCCGCCGUUCUCCAGCUUCAGUUCCUCAUCAACGAGGGGGCGCUGGUCACGGCGUGCGCCGACGACACGCUACACCUGUGGAACCUGCGGCAAAGACGACCCGCAAUCCUGCACUCGCUCAAGUUCAACAGGGAGAGGAUCACCUUCUGCCACCUUCCGUUCCAGAGCAAGUGGUUGUACGUGGGCACGGAGAGAGGCAACACUCACAUCGUCAACAUCGAGUCCUUUGUCUUGUCCGGCUACGUCAUCAUGUGGAACAAGGCCAUCGAACUAUGUACUAAAACACACCCGGGCCCGGUGGUCCAUCUGAGCGACAGCCCCAAGGACGAAGGAAAGCUGCUCAUUGGCUUCGAGAGUGGGACCGUCGUGCAGUGGGACCUCCGAAUGAAGAAGGUCGACUUCCGGAUCUACUACGACGAGGCCAUCCACUCGGUGAGCUGGCACCACGAGGGGAAGCAGUUCAUGUGCAGCCACUCUGACGGCAGCCUGACCCUGUGGAACCAGAGGAACACCGCCCGCCCCUUCCAGAUCACCUUCCCCCAUGGAAAGAUACAGAAAGAUGGGAGAAAGGAGUCGUGCAAACCGAUUCUCAAGGUGGAGUACAAGACUUCAAGGAACAGCAGCGAGCCCUUUGUCAUCUUCUCGGGGGGGCUCUCGUACGACAAGGCGGGCCGCCGGCCCACGCUGACCAUCAUGCACGGCAAGGCCAUCACCGUGCUGGAGAUGGAUCACCCCAUCGUGGAGUUCAUGGUGCUCUGCGAGACUCCGUACAACAACGAGGUCCAGGAGCCAUAUGCAGUCGUUGUGCUUUUGGAGAAGGACUUCAUCGUGGUAGACCUAACGCAGAGCAACUUCCCCAUCUUUGAGAACCCGUACCCCAUGGACAUCCAUGAGUCUCCCGUCACCUGUACGGCCUAUUUUGCAGACUGCCCUCCAGACAUCAUUCCAAUCCUGUACUCCAUAGGUGCCAAACACAAAAAGACGGGCUUCAGCCAGAAGGAGUGGCCAAUCACUGGAGGGACCUGGAACGUCGGCUCUCAGACGUACCCAGAGAUCAUCAUCACAGGACAUGCCGACGGGUCGAUAAAGUUUUGGGAUGCGUCUGCAAUCACGUUGCAGAUGCUCUACAAGUUGAAGACCUCCAAGGUGUUCGAGAAGCCCAAGCCCGGGGAGGUGCGGGGGGGCGACCUGGUGGAGGAGGACCCCUACGCCGUGCAGAUGGUUAGCUGGUGUCCCCAGAGCCGCAUCUUCUGCGUGGUGGGCAUCUCCGCCCACAUCAUUCUGUACCGCUUCAGCAAGUACGAAGCCAACACGCCCAUCGUGUCCUUGGAGGUGCGUCUGCAGUGCGACACGGAGGAGGUCCUGUCCCCCUCGGAGACGGAGAACCAGCCUUGUUUCCCUGAGCCCGGCUCCCACUCCCCGGUCCAAGCCAGCCCAGGGAGCGGCGCCUCCGAGGGGGUCAAGGACAGCAUCCCCUGCCUGAAGGUGAAGGAGCGUCCGGUACGGGUGCCUCCAGGGUACCAGGCUGAGCUGGUGGUCCAGCUGCUCUGGGUGGAUGGGGAGCCUCCCGGUCAGAUUACCAGUCUGGAUAUCAACUCUGCUUACGGCCUGCUGGCCUUUGGGAACAGUAACGGCCUGGCGGUGGUGGACUACCUCCAGAAGACGCUCCUCCUGUGCCUGUCCACCCUGGACCUCUACGGCGCCGCCGACCCCUACCAGCGGCUCACCCGCUCCCCCCGCAAGAACAGGCAGUCCACCUCGGACUUUUGCAUGCGUGGCCUGUCUAGCUUUUAUUCAGAUUCAAAGAAAAGGAUCCGUACUUCGUACCAGAGUCUCACGGAGUUGUCUGACAACCAGCAGUCGGUGGACAUGGAGCGCAGCAAGUCGCCCACCUCAGUUCAUUACCCCCCGUCCUCCCUGCACUCCGAGGGCCGCAUGCCCCGUGGUGAUCCCGCGGCCGCGCCCAGAGCCAGCCCCUGCAGCCCAGUCUUUCACUUGCUGGACAAUGUAAAGGGACCCGGCAGAAAGUUAAGUCUGCCUACAGAUCUUAAGACUGAUCUUGAUCAUGUCAAUGGACAUUGCACUAGUCCCACCUCCCAGCCCUGCUCGGCGGGGAAGCCCCGCAUCCCGAUCGGUCCCGAGGGGUCCCGGCUUACCCGCAGAGGGCCCGGCAGGCCGCCCUUCCGCAAGGCCCAGUCCGCCGCUUGCAUGGAGAUCUCUUUGCCUGUGUCCCAUACCGAAGUAGGUCAUACGUCCAGGAGGGCCAUGCUCCAACAGUUGCACGGCGUCAGUAUGUACUCCCACGACGAGCACCACUCGCCCGCCGCCUACUGCUGGAGCGAGAAAGGAGCCGAGAGCAGGGAGAACUCCUUCAGCCGCUCCCGCAGCUCCAGCGUGUCCAGCAUCGACCGGGAGACCAAGGAGGCGGUGACCACGCUGCAGUUCGGCGAGUCGUACGGCCGCAAGGGCGACGCCCAGCCCACCCCGUGCCUGUGGGUGGGCACCAGCCUGGGCGUGGUGCUCCUCAUCCCCAUGUCCGUGCCCACCGAGGAGGAGGAGAGGCUGGAGGAGCCCGUCACCAUCGGCCCCGGCGGGGCCGUCCUAUUGAUGAAGGGCUCAAUCCUGCGCCUGGCCUUCCUGGACCUGGCCGGGGCCAUCAUCCCGGGCCCCCACGAAGUGUGGCGGGACCCCAACGGCCCCGAAGACCCAGACCGACCCCGGCGGCGCAAGCUGAUCAACUUCUCCCCGUGGUCGUCGCAGGACGGCUGCGCCGAGGGCCACCUGGCCGUGGUGUGCUCCGAGCGGCAGGCCAAGGUGCUGCUCAUGCCGUCCCAGGCGUGCCUUUUCGUGCACAACAUCACCGAGUCGUCCUUUGUGCUGCGCGCCGACGUGGUGACCGCGUGCAACAGCGUCUGCCUGGCCUGCUUCUGCGCCAACGGCCACAUCAUGACGCUCAGUUUACCCAGUCUCAGACCGCUGAUGGACGUCAACUACCUGCCGAUGACCGACAUGCGCAUCGCCAGAACCUUCUGCUUCACCAACGGCGGGCAGGCGCUCUACCUCAGCUCCCCCACCGAGGUCCAGAGAAUCACCUUCAGCCAGGACAUGUGUGAAAACCUGCAGGAGAUGCUGGGAGAGCUGUUCACACCCAUAGAGACGCCCGAGGUCCAGAACCGAGGCUUCCUCAAGGGCUUCUUCGGAGGGAAUGCCCAGAACCUUGACCGAGAGGAGCUCUUCGGCGAGGCGUCGGCGGGCAAGGCCUCGCGGAGCCUGGCCCAGCACAUCCCGGGCCAGGUGGGCAUGGAGGGCAUGAAGGCGGCGGCCGGUGGGGUGGUGGGGGACCUGGCGCGGGCGCGCAUCGCCCUGGACGAGAGGGGCCAGCGGCUGGGCGAGCUGGAGGACCGCACCGCCCACAUGAUGACCAGCGCCGAGACCUUCUCAAAGCACGCCCACGAGCUGAUGCUGAAGUGUAAAGACAAGAAGUGGUACCAGUUCUAAUGGUGGGACGGGGUGCGGAGACCUGCCCCCCUGGCCCACGACACGGACUUUCACUCUACAUUAUGAGCGAGAGAGAGAGAGCGGGAUAAAGAGAGAGAGAUAGACGGUGGGAGGAAACGAAGGCGCUACGAAGAAGAGGGGACUCCUGCCUUGAAAACGGGGCUCUCUCUCUCUCAGGAGGCUUCUGGUUGAGCAGCUGUUGGCACAUUGUUGAAGAGGCUCGACGGGUCGGGCACUUGUCUAGACGCGUUGUGACAGGAAGGAGCACCACGACAAGAGGGCAGUCUCACCAGGGGGCCCUGAGGAAGUGGACGUCCUAGUGUGUGUGUGUGUGUGUGUGUGUGUGUGUGUGUGUGUGUGUGUGUGUGUGUGUGUGUGUGUGUGUGUGUGUGUGUGUGUGUGUGUGUGUGUGUGUGUGUGUGUGUGUGUGUGUGUGUGUGUGUGUGCGCGCGUGUGUGUGUGCGCGUGUGUGUUUGAACUGAGGAGGCUCCUGGACCUCUGUGUGUAGAUACUCUCAAGUUAAGAAACCAACAACAAAAAUGCAUGAAAACAAAAACAUACAAACAAAAAAAGUGGAUGACUACUAAAAAAAUACAAAAAACUGCCAUAUUCAAAAGCAGCAUGCUACUUUAAAACGGAAGGAGGUACGGAAAUUACACUUUUCUUUAAUAAUAUAAGCCAAUGAGAGAAACUAUGAGAAACUUUAUAUAUUUUUUGAAAUAUUGAGGAAAAAAUAGUCUAUAUAUAAAAAGGGAAAUGUAUACCUACAUUGCUAUUAAGCCAAAAUUUGUGUUCUCAUUUAAUGUUUUUUUAAAUUUGGUUUCAAGAAUUCCACAUCGAUAUUCAUUAUUAACACUUUAUAUUAACACCUAACACAAUAUUAAAGCAUAUAUAGCAGUGUUUUCUCUAUGGAUGGACUCACAGCGUCUAAUGCUGACACUUACCAAUUACUUAUCUUCACUGUCAUACUGAUUUCCUUGUUUUUGCUGCUGCUAAUUAAUGAGAGCAUCACCCAAUAAUAGUACCCUUCCCAAAAUACAAUCAAUAGACUAUGAUGAGAUUAUGAUAGCGAAGGCCAUUGGAAAUGUUGUGGUGGUUGACUGAGAGUUGAGACAUUAAUUGAGGGCAAGGGCAGUGUGUGUUAUAAUGAUACAGCAAUUGUACUAUUCAUGUGCCAUAUAAAGAAAAAAAGAAUUCAAAACUUGAUCCGGGAUUAGCACCCACCCCUCUACAACCCUACUGUAACACAGACAAAGUGCUAAUGUAUUGGUAGGGUGAUCUUGUUUACGAUAAUACAAAUAAAGUCCAUUGAAAUGGCGGCGAUGAGAAUAUUUUAUCAUAAUCCGAGGGCUGGAUCUGAUUUUGACGUUCUAGAUAUUUUUUAUUUUUUACUUAAUUGUCGUUAUUUGCUGUUGUCAUUUGUUGGUUUGAAUUUUUCUGAUGCCUUUGUGUGUUUGAGAUCUGUACGCCAUUCCCGUGAAUGUUUGCGUGUGCAGGCAUGCGUACGAAUCACAGAGAAGAGAAGAAGAGGGAGGGAGAGAGAGAGGUAGAGGUAGAUGGAGAGAGACGGGGAGAGAGAGGCUGAAUCCCAAUAGCCGGGCUAAGGUCAGACUCUUCUUUCUUUGCCAAAGCAAUCGAAACAUGAAUGAACCUCCUCUUCUCUCACCCCAACACAAGUGUUUGUAUUGCUCUUCGGUGGAUUGGAGGUUUUACGUACCAGCGUAUCACUGCAGGUAUCCUACUGUUUUGUAAUGAUUUAUUCUCAUGAUUCUUGAUUAUCUUACUGCUUAUUGAUACGAGACGGAUGAUAUGAACGAGGCCCAGUUGACCUUAUAUGGAGUGCAUUUGUACGGGACAGGGCACAGAAGGAACGUAAAGAUCUGUUGUUGUUUUUAUCGUGACGUUUAGGUAUGGGUCAGUCAUUAAUGAAAAUGUGUACAAUACGUGUGUGAGAUAUUCACUCUGAUUUGGUCUAUAAAGGCAAAUGUGUUUUCCGUUGGUUUGUUUUAGACUUUGACAUAUUCUUGACGACUUAUGGUAUUCUCGUGUCCUGAUGCCAUUUUCUAUGGUAAUAUUCGCCUCUCCAGAAAGGCUUUGUAUGUUUAAAGAAGAAAAAUAACAGUGUUUUAUGAUACAUUGUUACGUAUCAUGUUGUUAAUUGUGCUGUACAUGGAUAGGUUUCCAAACAUCACUAGCCAACCGCAUUAGCCGACGGCGUAUUGGUGUUACCUGUGUGCAUUCAGGUCUACGGGGAGCUGAGGUUUUAAGCUGAGGGUUCUCCAUCUCAAACAAGUUUGGCCUGUCGUCAUAUGUGAGAGUAUCAUAUGUGCAAACACAAGAGGCUAUUUGCUGCCUGCAACACCAAUUGACAGCCAACCACAGAUUAGCCCACGAGACCCCAUAUUGAUAUAGGCUAGAGCCCUAAUUGAAUUAGAAAAAGCAAAGACACUGGAGUUUUUAAAAAGCGCAAUUGUCCAUUGUCUUUCACCAGAUAAAAAUGUGGUUAUGAACACAACAGAGAAUAUAGCUUAUAUAUUUCUCUGCAUGUACCGUCAAUGAAACUUGUGUUCAGUGCAGUUUUGACUUUCGAUGGCAAAGAAUACAUUAAGAAACAUUUAAAAUAGGUGCCUGUAGACAGGGUGUUUUAUUGUUUUUUUUUUUUUUUUUACCAACUGUACAGCUCAAUCCUGGGAGUAAAGAGAGAGAGAGAGAGAGAGAGAGAGAGACAAAAAGUAAAAAAAACAUUCAUAGAAAAAAAGGAGAAUUAGGGUAUUUUUCUCUGUAACUGUCGUACCCGUCACUGCUGGUAUUGAAGCUGGGCUAACCUAGCGUUGUCUGGGUCCCUUGGACUAGGGUUGUCUUCUGACCAAGCAUUUCUCUAGUUUUAUCAAAUGAUGGCAGCAAAGUUUGUCUUGUUUAAAUGGAUUCUACCACCUUUCGUUCUUAUUGAUAUUAUACUAGUGUAAUAGAAAUUACUGGACAAAAAAUAUCUGAACUAUGUUGAUGCAAAAUCAAGUUUAAAUAAACAUUGAUUGAUGUACACAAUCGA